AAGGAGGGAAACACGUCUUUUGACUCGAACUCAAAUCUCGUCUUUGCUGUUACUUUUCUUUAAUUAACUUGGCUUCGUCGAUGUCACAGUCAUGCAGCGUAAUAGACGGGUGUAGUCAACUCUUUUGCAGUCACUGGUUCCCUCACAUCUGGAGUUCAAAAUGGGUGUUGAUUUAUAUACCUGGUAUCAUCAAGUGAAGAAGAAAGACCUGGGAGAGACAAAAGAGAAUUGGCUGCAGCACCUUCAAGAACAAGCCUUAUCAAAGAAGAGAACUAAGAAGGAACAAAAAAGUUAUGAUGGGUCACCUGGAAUGCCUGCAGGCGAUUUUUUUGAGUCAGGUCUUCGGGAAGGAGCCUCAGGUAUAGCUUCAACAAAGAACAGCAAGUGCUCGACACCACGUACCCCGGAAAAGUUGAUAAAGUCACCCUUUUCUGCAUUGCUCGAUUCAAGUUUCAUCACUCCCACUCUUGUGCUGUCACAUUCAAAGGAUGAUGGAUCACCGGAAACCUCUUGUGUAUCUCCGCCUUUCAACCCGAAUGCAUUGGGACUUGAUUUAUUCUCUCCUGUUAUUAGCAAAGCCAAUACUUCUGUAAAAGUGGCUGCUAGUUUGGGUGCCAACCUUGAUGACUCUCUAUCAUCGUGGACAAGUGCAUUGGCCACACCUCUCACCACGGAUGCCAGGGCCCAGACUCCCACUACGCUUGAGCGCCUCACCUUACACCCAAAGCAAGGUCUCAGGCAAAAGGUAAUGGUACGCAGCCUUUUUAGCCCCCGGACUCCAGGCACCAGCACACGCACAGACGAGAGCCCCAAUCUAGGGAUUAUAAAGUGUUAUUCUCCCAUCCCUACGUUCAACAACAGGGCAGUUCUUAAGCAGCAGAAACAAAUGCCUGAUAACAGUUCCCUUCCCUUGCUUAGUGACACUCAGAGCUUCAGAGUUUGUGAUAAAGGGAACAGCAGUGAAGAGGGAAAGCAACUACAGCUUAACGUAAAUCAGUUAGAAGGAUCAGGGUUAUCUCUAAACAACAUUAAUCCUGAUAUAGACGGUGGGCCUGAACAAACAGCUAAAGGACCUGGGCAGAUUUUGCAUCAUGGCACAGACAUUUCACUUCCUUCCUCCCCUGAGGAAUCAUUAGGAUGUCAUAAGCUCGGGAGUAGUCUGAAACCAGAUGAUGGCACUCAGUUUUGUAAGAAUCCAUCCAUCAUUUCUGUAAGUCCUCCCAGUCUAGAGGUGAGGAAAGUGAGGGAGUCAGGGCAAAAUUUGCAAAGGAACCACAUUGGUACUUCAAAUUCAGCUGAGGGAAGCAUAAUACAGGACAGGUCUGAGGCAUGCAGUGAGGGAAGUCAGAGUAAAAGUCCCUUUGAUCUGAUCUGUUCCCCAGUAAAAGGGAAAAGGACUGGAGAGAAACUUGAGCAUGAUGGUAGGAAGUUAGAAAAUCAGACAGUGGAUCAAGAAUCCUUGGGUAAUAAAAGAUUUGAGGAGAAUUCAUAUGCAGAACAAAUGAGCUAUGAAUGUAGAGUUUAUGAAAAAGAAACUUUGUCAGUAACAUGUGAAACUGCCAUGCCAGAGGAAAAUGUUUGUGAUCAAUCUACUCCAGAAGUGAAAACUAGUCCAACAAAAGUAGAACCUCCCAAAACUCUCUCAGUGCCACUCUUCAAAAAGGAAAAUAGAGUAGUAAAAGAAAUAAAUAAGAAAGAUGAAAAACCAGUAGGUGAAGGUUACACUUCCACCCCAGAUUCAAAGGCUGUGCUGAAAAAGCUCUCUGUCCACAAGAAUAAGAGGCUCUCUGGCAGGUUUUUGUACCCAAGAAAGGCAGAAGCAGGAUAUGAGAAACUCAAUAUGAAGUAUCAAGAGUGUCUGGAUGAUGCCCAGACUACAGUAAUAGAUGCAGAUAUGGCUGACAUUACAACAGAGAAUGUAUCACAGGAAUCAAAGUCAGAAAAAACACCAAAGGACAUCCAUGACAUAGCAAAUAGACAGCAGAAUUUUGUAUCCCUUGCCACGCUCGAGAAAGAUGACCGUCUGGGACUAGAGAAAACCCUGAAUUCCAAUGAGACAAAGUACAGAGCUCAAUUGGAAAUGGGAAGGCAGGAAGAGCCUAUGAAACAAGCUUCAGAAAAAACGAAGAUAUUCGUGGGGAAGUUUUCUGGAGAGACUGACAGAAAUGCAAUUUCCCCUACAAGGGAGGAGGGAAGGGCAACACAUUCUAUGAAUGUGAACAUAAUGAGUAAGGAUGGAAGAUCUGAAGCCACUUGGACAGAACCAGAGGACCUUCAAACUGCCAUAGGAUUGCAGGUGGUACCACAGAAGGAUUUGAAGUCCAAACAGGAAGUGAUAGAGCAUGCAGGAGGUACAGUCACUGUUGAAGCACAGAGGUUUGAGUUGCCUUUGAGCCAGAGUCUAAAAUCAGAAGCAAGUGAAGUCAUGGAUGAUAGUUUUAACGAUAUUGAUUUUGCAGAAAUAGACUGGAAUUUUUGUGUUCCAAAUGCAAAUACAGAAACUAAUCAUAGGUCAGGAAAAGAUAUGGCUGAUAAUCAUGCCUUAAAAGGGGAUAAUGAAGAUGCUGGUAAAGGUACCAAAGGCUUUUGUGGAUUUUCAACUGGCCUAGGAAAAUCAGUGAAAGUCAGCGAUAAAGCACUUCAGCAUGCCAAGAAACUACUUGAAGAUACGAUAGAGGAUGAAUAUGUUAAAGACAAAGGAUCUAAUAAAGAAGACAUACAAAACAAUCCCAGCCAUGUUUCUAAGAAUACAGUAGAUAAAACAAGUCAAAGGGAAGUGCCAUCUCCAGUGUCUGAGUAUUUGUUUCAUCACGAGGCAGAUCAACUAGCUUGUUUAGAAAAGGUAUCAAAGGAAUCGACUUCAAGUGCCAAAUUAGUACAAGAUACCAAUAUUGGCUUUAAAACUGCAAGAGGUACAAGUAUUGUGGUUAAUCCUGAGGUUCUUAAUAAGGUGAAAAGGCUUUGGGCAGAAGAAAUGAAACUGGAAGACCAAGAGGGUAAGACCAUAAAUGUUUUAGAUAAUACUGAAUUUGGUUUUAAGGAUAAUAAGACUAUUUGUGAUUCAACUGUUCAGUUGCAAAAAAAUCUGCAGAUAGCAAAUACAAGUUCAGGGUUUGCUACAGCUGCUGGAAAAGCAGUUACAGUUAGUGAGAAGGCCUUGAAAAAAGCAUUUGGACUUUUGGAGGAAAGUAGUGAAGAAGCUAAACUGCACUACUUUGGCAUAAAUGAUAGUUUUGAUAGAACCAGACAAGUAUUGAGAGAAGAAAAAGAUGGAAAAACAAUCCAGAUAAAGAAUGAAGUCAGAGAUAUAACGAAUAGUGAAAAUUAUAAAGAAUCCAAGACAAGUAGUUCUUCUUCUGUCCUGAAAACACACAAACAUUUGGAUAAAAAUGAAGAACUAACAGAAGAGUUUGCAGAUGUUGAUGGUAAUUGUAAUGAUGACAAACUAUCCUUUGCACAAACCAAAGGUUCUGCCAAAUCCAAGUAUUGUGAGCAUCCACAACAGUUUGCAGGUUUUUCCACAGCACGGGGCACAAAGGUCAGAAUCAGCGAUACAGCCCUUCUGAGGGCAAGGAAGCUGUGGGAGGAAGAUGAAGCUAUCUCAGAACUAGGUGAUUUGCCAGAUCCAAAGUUUGCGAACACCUUACAAAGUAUGGAAUUGACUGAAGUUUCUAAAAAGACCAAGGAGAGGGAAAAAUCAUCUCAUUCAAAUAAGGGAGCCAUUGCUCCAUCACCUCAUAACUUUCUGGGCUUUUGCACAGGUCAGGGUAAGCCUGUUGAAAUCAGCAAAGAGUCAUUAACAAGGAGUAGGAAUAUCUUUGAAGAUAUUGAUAUUUCUAAGGAUGAGAAGACAAAUGGUGCAAAAGUCAGACUUCUGCAGCCAGAAUACAAGUCCAAAGAUUUUUCAGAUGGCAGAGAAGAGGAUCUGGAAGUUAUUGGAGGCCAUGUAGUGGGGAACACAAGUAGUGUCCUGAAUAUGGAGGAGAAAUCAGCUGGUGAGGGAACAGCCCAUAAUUUUAAUCAUUGUGAGCAUCCACAACAGUUUGCAGGUUUUUCCACUGCACGGGGCACAAAGGUCAGAAUCAGCGAUGCAGCCCUUCUGAGGGCAAGGAAGCUGUGGGAGGAAGAUGAAGCUAUCUCAGAACUAGGUGAUUUGCCAGAUCCAAAGUUUGCGAACACCUUACAAAGUAUGGAAUUGACUGAAGUUUCUAAAAGUCAGACCAAGGAGAGGGAAAAAUCAUCUCAUUCAAAUAAGGGAGCCAUUGCUCCAUCACCUCAUAACUUUCUGGGCUUUUGCACAGGUCAGGGUAAGCCUGUUGAGAUCAGCAAAGAGUCAUUAACAAGGAGUAGGAAUAUCUUUGAAGAUAUUGAUAUUUCUAAGGAUGAGAAGACAAAUGGUGCAAGAGUCAGACUUCUGCAGCCAGAAUACAAGUCCAAAGAUUUUUCAGAUGGCAGAGAAGAGGAUUUGGAAGUUAUUGGAGUCCAUGUAGUGGGGAACACAAGUAGUGUCCUGAAUAUGGAGGAGAAAUCAGCUGGUGAGGGAACAUCCCAUAAUUUUAAUCAAAACUUUGAUUCUCACCGUGGUUUUGUUACUGGCAGAGGGAAAUGUCUAAAAGUUAAAGAAGAAACUUUGGAAAGAGUAAGCAAAAUGUUUAUGGAUGAAAAUAGUAUUACAGAAUAUGAGAAGAAUAUGGAACAUAAUAAAAAUAACCUUAGAAGCUUGGUACAAUUAAAAAUGGAAGGAGAAAAUACAUCAAAUAAGGGAAAGCUUAAAGAACAUGAAGAGGAACACAUAGAAGAAACAUUAGAUUUUCUAGAUAAAAAGCAACAUUGUGCAGAUAAUGAUGAAAAAGAGCGUACACCAUCCCCAAUAUUGGGCUCGCAAAAGAGCACAUCAAGAUUGGCAGUGCUGGAUAGAGGAGUGCCUAUUUGUAAUGGGAAAAGAAAAUUUUCUAAAUUGAGGCUAUCUGAACUGGACCCAGAUAGACAGAUUGCAAGACCUUCAAACAAGAGGCUGUCACUUAGAAAUUCAAGAACCACAAAUGGAAUCCCAAAGAAGAGCAACUCUAAGCUAGGAAAGAGAGGUCACUCACAGUCAGACCAAAUCUUCCCCGAAAUGCACCAAAGUCCAGCUGCAGAAUCUGAAUCACAGCCCACCUUCCUGGCACCUAGUCCCCAUCCACUUCCACCAGAUAGUCAGACAAAAGCACAAGACAGCUUGCAGACACAGAAGAAGAUCACAGCUUUACCAGACACCCAGGAGAUAUGUGCUAUCACAGAAGCUUUCUUGGAAGAUGAUUUGAGGGAAGGGAAAGACUCAUUGGAGAGUUUUAAUAGGAAGAGGUCGAGAGAAGGUUUGGGAAGUGAUGAGCCUUCUGGCAAGAAAUUCAAAGAUGGAGUACCUCAAAUGUCUUGCAAUCAAAUGGAGGACACAGAAGCAUAUGCUGCUGAUGAGGUAGUUGAGUCUGGAAGGGAGAUGGCAAGGCUAAAGCAGGGGAAAGUGGCUCGGUACAAAGAGAAGCGCCAUGUAACACCCAUCCAGGGUGUCCUCCACAGAUUUCGGAGUGACAAGAAGCAUUCUAGGAUCAAAAUGCAAUCCUUGGGCUCUUUGAAG
Penaeus vannamei (Pacific white shrimp) is the source of this 5614-nucleotide messenger RNA. The record is from RefSeq and is a predicted model, not a curated record. Lineage: Eukaryota; Metazoa; Arthropoda; Malacostraca; Decapoda; Penaeidae.